AAAAAUAGAUUCAAAAUAUUGAAAGAUAUUUCUCAAAACGUUCAAAUCAUUGUCGUUUUCUUUUGAAACCAAAUGAGUGAAAAUGUUGGAACUGAUGAAGUUUGUAAUAACAACGAACAUAAAAACAACAGUAAUGUCACCUCGACUGCCGCCACCAGCCAAAACCACAACAACAACAACGAUAGCAAGUCAAUAACAAAAUCUCAAGAAGCCAAAAAUAAAUCUGGCCAACAGGUUACGAAGGAUGAUAAUGAGCAAUCCUCCUCUUCGCCAUCAUCUGCUGUAGAGAAUCACAACAACGAUACAACAACAAUGAGUAAGUCUCAAGGAUAUCAAAUGAUGUCGCCACAAAUGGCCACGGUAAUAUCGUCCAGCAAAGCUGAAACUAAAUCAGGGCUACGAUCACCGAUUUCAUCGCCCUUGGCGGGGAGGAAAAAUCGUGGUCUACCACCGGUAAGUCCGAAGUCUACACCACCCUCCGCACGCAAACACUACCCGCUGGCAUAUAAUGCCUCAACGGGUACCAUCUCAUCGCCCAUAACAAUACCGGCAGUACCGCCACGUAUGAUGGCCGCCAUUGCCUCUAGUCCGGCUUCAAGCCUCUCUUUAUCUUCUUCGACAUCCUCACCAUCAUCGUCGCCACCACCACCUCCCUUGCCUUGUCGGGCACCCAAGGUACCCUCCACAGGCAAUGUACAUCGUUUGCUCAAUGAGAGCCCAAAAAUGGUCGCGAUGACCCAGAUGGCUACAUCACCGAAAAGUUCCUCCUCCGCUGCGUCCAACUCCUCCAAAUUAGAUUUGGAUAAACUGAUAGCCCAGCAAAAGGAACUGGAAGAGAAGACGGCAGCAGUACAGGCCUCAACGAAAUUGGAUGCUUCAUUUUAUGAUGCCGAAAUCGAAAUGAUGAAUAAGUAUUUAAAAAGUCUUCCCGACUACAGUGAAUUGGAUCGUAAGCUGCACAAGGAAUUUCGAGAAUGUGAGGUUCUCUAUGAUAAGCUCAAGAAAAGACAGGCUCCUUUGAGUAAAUCGGAUUCCCAGCAAAGUGUCGGCGAGCAGCUGCAGAAAUCGAUUCUAAAACCAAACGAGAAAAAUCAAUUGACAAAGUCUUCCUCAACGAACUUUCAAAUAUUGGCAGCGACACCAUCAUCGAUGUCCUCCAAUCCAAAUUUGGCUGGGCAGCAGGUACAACAACAACAGCAGAGAAUACAAUAUCCUUCAAUAUUUCAGCAAAAGCCAAAACUGCAAAGAAGCAUUUCCAGCUCCAAUAUGCCUUACUCUGGUUCUACUUCUGCUAACUCCCCUGGUAUGUCUAGGCCCAACUUCUUUGAUCAACCCACCCUAAUGGAAGAGAAAAAUUCCCAAAUGAAUGGCUCCAAUAUGUCCCUGAAUAAACAGAGUAUGAAUGAGUUUUGGUCCGACAACUUGGCCCAGUCGCAAAAGCGUCAGACACCCAAACGCACCCUUUGGAAUUAUGAGAAAAUCUGUAACUCAUCGGUGGGGGCGGCAGGAGCUCCUCUCAAGGUGGAUGCGCAAACUGCCAAGAAAUUGGCCAUAUUUGAUCCCACCGUGGCCGAGGCGGCCCAAAAGGAAUUGCAAAAGCAAUCGAAAUCUAGUCCAAAUAAAUUACAGAAAAAUGCCUCCCUCUCCCAUUUGGAUAUGAAGGUGCGACAGGCUGUAACCAAAGAAGAUCUCUAUAAGCUGAUAUGUAAUGAGCCCUCCUCCUCGUCACCCAAGGCAACCAAUGAUUUCUUAAGUAAGGUACCGGUGAAGGUUAAUCCUCCAAUGAUGGCGGGGAGUAGUGGUAAUCUCAAUAAAAGUGUUUCCAUGACCCAUGUACCGCAGGGUAAUGUGGGAAUUUUCCAGCAACCCAACACAAACACCACUGGCAUGGUAUCUGCAUCUCAACAUCCCACAUUGGGUUUCAAUAAUUUGAGGCGCUCCUCUUCCAAAACGCACAUACCUUGCUAUAUGAAACACCUACCGGCUCUUAGUCGUAGUACUUCGAACAGUGCCAUACUCCUACCUCCCGAACCGAAAAAUUUCACGGAAACCCCACUGGCCGGUAGCAAAAGAGAGAUGAGUAGGCCAGCAGCCGCUUUACCGAUGACCAGUUCAAUGACAAUGUCACCGGCUGCCGGCCUCUAUGCGUCACCUACCUCGUCAUCGACAGCAUCAUCGUCACCGAAAAAUAAUGGUGAUGCCGCAAAUCCCCUGCGAGGUCUGCUCAAGAGUCUCUCAAGUUCCAAUGUCUAUGGAACACCUAAAUAUAGUCCAUUUGGUGGUGUUAGUAAGCAGUUGCAGCCAAAUUUGGUGCCACAGACCAGUGAUUCAUCGCCGCUGAAACCAUUGAUAAUGUCGACCUCAUUGAUGGCGGCCGCCAAUACGACAAUGGGCAGUAGUUCUAAUAUUGCCGAGAAGCUGGGAGGUACUUCCGCUUUAAAUGAUGAAAUCAUGAUGUUGAGGCAACAACAAAAACAACAGCAGCAGCAACAGCAACAACAGAAAUUACAAUCUAAACCCGGUUUUAUGGAAUACAAACCCAAGGAUCCUUCUCUGAAAAAUGCCGGUCAAAUUGGCUCCAAAGUCUCCAGUAAUUCUGGCAACACAGGAUCUCCCUCUUUGGAGAGAAAAUCUGAAAAGAGCAACAGUACCAUUAGUACGGGCAGUAUAACUGUAACCAAUUGUUGUGCCACUCAUUUGCCCCAGCUUACCAAGUUGACAUCUAGCUUUCAUAUACCACCGACCAGCCAAGAGAAGAUAGCGAAUUCAUCGAACUCCAACCCCAACUCAGCUGCGUCCACAGUCUCGUCAUCCACAAAUUCUAAUGGCCAACAAAUUGGGUCAACGCCAGGGUCGUCAUUAGUAACCACAGCAACGACGCCAUCCAAUGGCGGCUACAAGAUCUCAAAAGCUCAAAGUGCUGCCAAUUUAGAACAGGCAAAACGUGCGAAAGAAAGCGAUAAUAAAAUUAAUGAUAAACCAAAAACGAAACUCACACAAAAAUCUAUGGCCCCGGCGGCAAAUGAGACUACGACGACGACGACAACUGCAACAAAUAUAACAACAACAUCAGCUGCAUUGGCAGCAGCGGCGGCAACGAACCCACCUAAUUGCAAUGAGAAAUCUAAACAGGAGCCAAUAAAUAAUGAAAUGAUGAACCUCAACAAUAAAACAAUCCCAACAACAGCAAUAUCGACAACCUCAUCAAUAAACAACAGCAAGGUCAAUGAAAAUUUAGUCACGCCAACGACGACCUCCUCAACGGCAACCUCGUCAGCAGCAACGUCAUCAUCGGCCACAGCCAAUCAAUCACAAAUCCCCGUGGCAAUAAGCACAAAGAAAAGCUAUCCCAUUGGCAAAUCAAGUUCAACCUCACAAAUACCAAUGGCCAGCUAUCAGAGGCAACAUUUGCUGCAGCCUAUACAACAGCAACAUGUUGCUGCUGCAAAUGAAACAAACAACAAUAAUUUGGGGCAGACAUCAAAUUAUCCUCAACAAAAGAAAACUUUUUUGAAUUGGUCUACAUUUGCCUGCAACACCAAUGAUCCGCACUAUCAGCAACAAAAUAAAUUGCAACAAUGUAGCUCUGCAACAAAUGUUGCCAAGAAAAUGCAACAUUUCCAACAGCAGCAGCAACAACAACAACCUAAUUUAACAACAUUUAAACCCAUUUCCACCACGGGACAUCAUUUUAUGCAAAAAAGUAAUAAGGAAAAUAAAUUUGUCAAUCAACAACAGCCGCAACAACAACAAACACAAUUCAAUAGUCAGCAACAAUGUUUGCCAACAGCACAACAGCAGCAACAUAACUCAGCCUUUGUGGUCUAUCCUUCGAGAAGCAAAAAUCCCCUCUCUCACUCGGCCUCAUUUUCGGCCGUUCAGAAACCCAUUAAUGUUCAAUUGAAUAUUGGCCACAUACCAAUGGGACAACAGCAUCAGCAGCAGCAACAUCUCUCUUCCUUUGGCAACAUGUUGCCUCAACAUGUGGCCCAGCAACCGGAAAGGAAAAUUUUACAAACAUUUGAUAGUUAUUACGGCAAAGCAACGGCGGAGCAACAAAAAUACUAUCAGCAAAAGGCAAAUGCUGGUGGUGGGCCAGGUGGCAUUACUCGUUUUGUACAGCAGCAACAACAGCAACCACAUCAUCAACAUGUUGGUCACCAACACCAUCCAUUAAUGCAAUCGGCCUCCGCCUCGGCCUUAAGUUUCUAUCAACAACCCACACAAAAACAAGCACAACAGCAACAAGUGUUUCAACCAAUUGGUGCCGUUCAACAGCAACAACAACAGCAACAUCCCCAUUUACAACAGACACAAAACUUUAUGUAUCAGCAACAUGUUGUUGCUCCUCUUCCUCAGCAGCAGCAACAACAACAUUAUCCCCUACAACAGAGUACUUCAAUGAUUUUGAAUCAUUCGAAAACGAACAAUCUAAUGUCAAAAUCCGCCAUAGGUUUACACUAUACUGCCGAGACAGCAAAGCCCGUCAUACAAGAUGACAGUGAUGGCCACUUGAUUUAUCGUUCUGGCGAUAUACUUCAUCACAGAUAUAAAAUUAUGGCAACACUGGGUGAAGGCACAUUCGGUCGUGUUGUCAAAGUCAAGGAUAUGGAAAGGGACUAUUGCAUGGCCUUGAAGAUCAUUAAAAAUGUAGAAAAAUACCGUGAAGCGGCUAAAUUGGAAAUCAAUGCCUUAGAGAAAAUUGCACAAAAGGAUCCAAAUUGUGAACAUUUGUGCGUUAAAAUGAUUGAUUGGUUCGAUUAUCACGGACACAUGUGCAUUGCCUUUGAAAUGUUAGGUUUGAGUGUUUUCGAUUUCUUGCGUGAGAACAACUAUGAACCAUAUCCAUUGGAGCAAGUUCGACAUAUGGCCUAUCAAUUGUGCUAUUCUGUGAAAUUUUUACAUGACACUCGUUUAACGCACACAGAUUUAAAACCUGAAAAUAUACUAUUCGUUGAUUCGGAAUAUACAACACAUUAUAAUCAUAAGAUCAAUCGUGAAGUGAGACGUGUUAAAAAUACCGAUGUUCGUCUCAUCGAUUUUGGUUCAGCCACAUUCGAUCAUGAACAUCAUAGUACUAUUGUCUCAACGCGCCAUUAUCGUGCGCCCGAAGUUAUACUCGAAUUAGGUUGGUCACAACCCUGUGAUGUGUGGUCCAUUGGCUGCAUUCUCUUUGAAUUAUAUCUGGGCAUAACACUAUUCCAGACCCAUGACAAUCGUGAACACUUAGCCAUGAUGGAACGUAUCCUAGGACAAAUACCAUAUCGUAUGGCACGCAAUCAUGUUCUUUACAGCAAAACCAAAACAAAGUACUUCUAUCAUGGUAAGUUGGAUUGGGAUGAGAAGUCGUCGGCUGGACGUUAUGUGCGCGACCAUUGUAAGCCAUUGUUCAGAUAUCAAAUGUCCGACGCUGAGGAUCAUUGUGAAUUAUUCGAUUUAAUUAAGAAAAUGUUGGAAUAUGAGCCAUCACAACGUAUUACGUUAGGAGAAGCUUUACGUCAUCCAUUCUUUGAUAAACUCCCACCACAUCAACGUUUGGGUGAAGCCGCCGUUAAAAACAUGCAACCCGCCUCAUCAGGUAGCAGCAGCCGCGAACGUUCUCACAGCUUAUCAAGAUGAGAAUUGGCACGAUUUGGUUAUUAUUAAUUAAUAGCGUCCAAUUUUAUUUUGGAAAAAAAUAUAACACAAACAAAGCAUCAAUUCAUAACAUUUUACUUAAAAGAAAAUAAUCAAUCAAUUUCAUCAUUUAACAAAAGGAAAGAAUAACAUGCUUUAAUAUUCAUCCCAAAGGCAAAAAUUGUUAAAAUGGGAAAAUUUUACAAAAUUUUAAUAAAAACAACCUCACACUGAAGACUAUUACACACAGCCAAGCAAUCCCAAGCAGGAUUGAGAAACAGAAGAAAGAGAUGAAACGCGCAGGAUCAACGACCAGCUAUAUGUAUGCUUUUGAAUGAAGACCAUUAAUGACCAUGGGGGAGCUCUUUCUUUUUUCAUAGUACUUUAAACAAAUUAAUAUCAUUUAAUUUAAAUUGUUACAAAUUUUUAUUUUGUAAUUAAUUUUUUAGACUAAUUCUAUUUUUCCAAAUCCCUUUAGCUUCUACCCAUUGUACUUCCUACCAUGAUUUGCUUUUUUUUUUGUAAUUAUAAAAAUGGCUUUUUGCAUUGUAGAAAAAAAUUCAAUAUCAACUGUUUUCUUUGAUUUUUGAAUUUCAUAAUUGAAAUUUUGUAAGAAUUCAAAGUUUUGCUCAAAUUGCACAAAUUAGAAAAAAAAAUAACCUUUGCAAAAUAUAUAAAACUUGUAUAAAUGCUUUUGUGCUCAAACUUGAUUUUUCUAAUGUCAUUUUUUUUCUUUCUUAAUAUGCUUAUUUCCUUUUUUUUCGCUUUUAUUUUUAAAUUUCUUAUAUAUUUUAAUUCACCAUUAUUUUAAUGCUAUGUAAUUUUUGGCCAUUUUAUGUAGUUCAUGAAUUAGUUUAAUUUCUACCUUUAGAGUUAUAUCUUAUUUUAAAUAGUGUACUUUUUAAUUCAACAUUAUCUAUCUACUAUUAUACAAAUAAUAUCCCUUCUUAAUUGUAAGUUGUAAGAAUGAAAGAACCUACAACUGAAUUCAUUUUCUUUUUUAUUUUCUGUUCAUUGAAAAUCGCGCAUAAAGAUUGGACCUUUUUUCAAAAUUUUGUAAUAAAUUUUUUAUUUGCGAAGAAAACAUAUAAAUAAAGUAUUUGAAUCAAAAUUGUGCCUUUCCUCUUUUUUCCUUUUUGUCGGACGUUGAAAAAUUAAGCUAAACGAAUUUGAAGUAUGUAGACCACAAAUAUUGACAAAAAUAUCCCGGAUAUCCUAGUCAAAAAACAUCUCCCAAUUCAAGAUACGACAUUCAUCCCUUCUUUAGAAAUAAAACACAAUAAAUCAGGGAUAUUUUUAUGAUGAGAAUAUACAAUCGGAAUGUAUUUAUACGUUUCAUUUAAUUUUCAAUUCGUUUAUAACCCAUUAAGUCGUAAUUUCAGUACAUAAUUCAGCAUAUUUGGUUUUAUAAUAAUAAUAUAAUGUUCGAGUCCUUAAAAAAAUUGAAUAUAUAAAAAAUAUAAUAUGUAACAAUUAAAAAAAUUGAAAUUAAAUUCAUUUUUGCUUUUUCAAAAUUUCUCAUCUUUACCUUUGAAGUGGAAUUAAUUUGAAAAGUAGUCCCUUAAAACAAUGUUACAUGAAUUGGAAUGUAAAAUAGAUGAAAUAGAUUUUAAUAUCAUCUCAAUUUUUUCAUUUGGUUCCAUUACGAUAUAUGGUAUUGUCUGACAUUAGUUUAUUUCUGAAGUCUUUGCAAUCCCUCGAAUCACUCACAAGAAGUCUAAUAGCUCAAUCUUUUUACGAAUUUACCCUAUGAUGGUAAUUAGUAAUAAAGUGAAUGACUUAACAUUCAAUCAAAUAUGUCACUCAUUAGAAUUUCAUCAAAUUGCAAUAAUAACUCUACAAAUUAUUUUAAAAAAUCUUAAAUUCAAAACCUUAUCGUACUGUAGACAUGUUAAUAUGAAAUCGAAGAGAAAUAUAAUAAUAAUUUCAAUAAAAUUCUAUGUAAAUUGAAUUAAUGAAACAAGUCGGUGGACAUUUUUAAUUGUAAAUAACAACAAUUCGUGCAAAAUCUGCCUGCUUUUUGAUUUUAAUUGAAUGAUAUAAUUUUUCAUUUUAUACAACCUUUUUUUAAUUUCUGAAUAUUUGCCUAUUCCCAAUUAACAUUCUUUCUCUAUAUUUCAUACAAUAUUAAUAGCUUAUUCAAGCUGUAUAUAGAGAAGAAGGGCUCUCUUUCAAAAUGUAAAAUUAUGUCGCUAACUAUAUGUUGUUUUCACAAGUUUACAUAUCCAAAUUGUAAUACCCAAUUCUAAAUGCUUAAUAACUUAAUUUGUUAUGAAAAAUACAGGAAGAGUAUGUUUAAUUUAAAAGUUUUUAAAAAUAACAAUAUUGGUUAUUUUAUUUUUAUUUUUUUAUAUUAUAAUAUUGAAAACUCAAUCAUAAUUAACUUUUUUGGUUUCUUCCUGUUUAUUUGCCGUAAGUAAAAAAAUUAAAGUCUGGAAAUCAAUUUCUUUCAAACCAUCUGAAAUAAUAAAAAUACUUGUGAAAUAAAAAGUCCAUAAAUGAAUCUGAAUUCAAAAAUUAGUUGACCUUGACCGUUUCAAAAUGGCGAAAAAAAUUAAUUCUACUGAAAAUCAAGUUAGCGAAGAUUUAAUGCUUCUACUUAACAGAAAUUUGGUUAAAAUUCAUCACAAAUUAAUGCAAGUCUACUUGAUUUUUUUUAAUUUUUUAAUUUUAAAAAAUUUGUAAAAAGAAGAGCUCCCAUAUUCGAACUGAACACAAUGUAGCACCCUUGAAGAUAAAAAGUUUCUUGGACCCAAUUACAUUCAAAAUGUUUGUUAAAUGUAUAUAAAAUGGAAACUAAGAAGGAGUAGUCUCAUAAAACUUUUCAUUAUGUUGAGUGUUUUUAAUCAAAAAAAGGAUCAUUUUUAAAUGACAUGAAUAAUCAAAAGUAUAUAUUUUAAUUGAUUUCAAAGUAAUGAAAAAUAGAAUAUGGUAUGAAUAGUUUGAAGGUUUUCUUUAACCAAUUAACUGCAUGUAAAACAUUUUAAGCCAACAACUAUUUGGAGAUCUCAUGAUUAAUGCAGUUUAAAUAUCAGCCAAAAAAUAAAAUCAGAAACGAAACAAUGUCUUCGUCGUUUUAAAAUUGUCACUUGAUUUCUAUGACUAUUCCUUUUACUUAAUGAAAUAUUAAGAAGUAAAGGAAGUCCGACCCUACUUUUCCGAAAUAUAUAUUCUCGUUUUAUAUAUUUAUAUGUUUAUAUAUAUUGUAAUAAAUUUGAAAAUCUUUUGCCAUUAAAAAUAAUAUUCUGUACUGAAAAAUCCGUGAAAAUAUUCAUGAUGUUAUUGUGCUGUGUGUAUAAAUUGAUGUGUGUAUUUUCCCCUUUUUCAGAAAAAAAUGAAUCAAGCUUUGUAAAAUUUUAUGAUUCAUUAUUUAAAAAAAUGUUAAGAUACGAUUUAAUUAUUAAAUAACCAAAUCGUCAACAAAGGAUUCUUAUGAAUAUACCCCCCUUAAACAUGUAGUUAAACAAAACUAAACAAACAUAAAUUUUUCUUAGAUAUAUUCGAUCGAAAAUUAAUACUUAUAAAUUUUUGAAAAAAAAAAAAAUAAUAAUAAUUUCUGUUUUCGGUUAGAGUUGUCUCUAAACGUAAAUCUUAUGUGACACAUAAACAUACAUAUAUUAUUUUGUUAGUUAAGUGUAUAUGUAUAUAGAUACAAAAACAAUAAUUAUAUCCAAAUGUUGUUUCAUUAUAAAAUUACAGGAUAUAGAGCAAUUCUGUAGCAUCCCCCCUCUACUACUACUACUUGUACUCCACACACCUCAUCAUAUUUUAUACUACUCCUACCUACUACUACUACUACAUUUAACUAAAGAAGCCAAGAAAGAAGAUGUUAAGAUGUUUAAAGCAAAGGUUUUACUGCAAUUACCAUGGCAUAAGGACAAAAGAAUAUUGAGACCAAACAAAAACAAAACAACAACAAGCAAUAUUUUGUUGUUGAGUUAUUUUUCUUUCGCAAAGAAAAAAGGCUAGAAUUUGUAAGAAGCAAAUGAAAAAAGAGUUACCAGAAUUCUAGUUCUUUUUUCCUACUCAUACACAAAGAAAAUAAAAACCAACUCAGACACAACACACUUACAUAUAGUACAUCUACAACAAAACAUGAAACAUCUUUAUUUUAUUUAUAUAAAAAUACAUAUAUUUAU
Messenger RNA from Musca domestica (house fly), 9755 nucleotides. RefSeq names its product darkener of apricot like (gene Doa). NCBI's taxonomy places the organism in Eukaryota, Metazoa, Arthropoda, Insecta, Diptera, Muscidae. Gene Ontology annotation, biological process: protein phosphorylation. The record is from RefSeq and is a predicted model, not a curated record. The transcript has 10 exons. Gene Ontology annotation, cellular component: nucleus. Bases 73 to 5619 code for a protein of 1848 amino acids. Gene Ontology annotation, molecular function: ATP binding; protein kinase activity.